AGGAAAAGGCGACGUCUUCAAAGCUAAGUGACAGUUCAUCUCUCUCCAAGAAGUCUCUCCUUCACAUCCACCAUCACCAAACUCUCACACUCACAAACCACCGCCAACAUGGGUAAAGAGAACCUCUCCUUCGUCCUCCAAAAAGCCAACGAAGUCACCUUUGAAGACCGUCCCGUACCCACCCUCAAAAGCCCACACGAUGUCCUCGUCGCCGUCAAAUUCACCGGAAUCUGCGGAAGCGAUGUCCACUACUGGGUUCACGGCUCCAUCGGGCACUUCGUCGUCAAGUCGCCCAUGGUCCUCGGACAUGAAUCCUCGGGAAUCAUCUCUGCGGUCGGCGACAGCGUAACCUCAUUGAAGGUCGGAGACAGAGUGGCUAUGGAACCCGGUGUGCCCUGCCGGCGCUGCGUACGGUGUAAAGAGGGGAAAUACAAUCUGUGUCCGGACAUGGCGUUCGCAGCGACGCCGCCGUUCGACGGGACGCUGGCGAAGUACUACUCCCUGCCGGAGGAUUUCUGCUACAAACUCCCCGAACACGUCAGCCUGGAAGAGGGCGCCUUGGUCGAGCCAUUGGGCGUGGCGGUACACAUCGUUCGACAAGCUGGUGUGUUCCCGGGAGCCUCGAUCGUGGUUUACGGCGCCGGACCGGUAGGGUUGCUCUGCUGUGCCGUGGCCAAGGCAUUCGGCGCGACGAAAGUCGUAGCAGUGGACAUCAACGAGGACCGGCUGAAAUUCGCAUCCACCUACGCGGCAACACAUACCUUCGUAUCGAAACGAGAAGCACCACAAGAAGCCGCCGCGAGGAUCAAGAGCGAAUGCGACCUGGGAAGCGGCGCGGACAUCAUCAUCGACGCAUCGGGCGCCGAACCCGCGAUCCAAACGGCCAUCCACGCGGUGCGGAUUGGAGGGACGUACGUGCAGGGCGGGAUGGGCAAGGACGAGAUCACGUUUCCCAUCACGGCGAUGUGUACGAAGGAGUUGAAUGUCAAGGGGAGUUUUAGGUAUGGGAGUGGGGAUUAUAAGCUUGCGGUGGAGUUGAUCAGUACGGGACAAGUGGAUGUGAAGAAGCUGAUCUCCGGGACGGUGAAGUUUGAGGAUGCGGAGCAGGCGUUUGCGGAUGUGAAGGCGGCGAAGGGGAUUAAGACGCUGAUCGAGGGACCGAGGGAUUAG
This is a messenger RNA of Zymoseptoria tritici IPO323, 1170 nucleotides long. It is a transcript of the gene MgXDH1, whose product is annotated as putative xylitol dehydrogenase. The record is from RefSeq and is a predicted model, not a curated record. Gene Ontology annotation, biological process: D-sorbitol catabolic process. Bases 109 to 1170 code for a protein of 353 amino acids. The transcript has 2 exons. Gene Ontology annotation, molecular function: L-iditol 2-dehydrogenase (NAD+) activity; zinc ion binding. Lineage: Eukaryota; Fungi; Ascomycota; Dothideomycetes; Mycosphaerellales; Mycosphaerellaceae.